UACUAGACCCCAGAGCUGAUGCCUGGACUAGCCUGUCCCAGUUUCAGUCUACUGGUUCUUGGCGGCGGUGUGCCGGCUCAAUAUUGCUCUGAAAGUGGGCGAGCCUGUUGCCCAGAGAAGGAGGAAAGCAGUAGAAACUGACCCCAAUCUGAGACAGCAAGCUCUUCUGAUUUACCUGUUCAGCAAGUUGUCCAUCUAUGUUCAAGAAAUAAUUAGGUGACAGUUGAGAAAAGACGGUGAAGAUAGAUGGCCUAAAGAAGUUAAAAGGAUGGGUCUUUAGGGCUAUUGGCACAGCAAAUUUCAAGGCAAAGAAAGAAAGGCUGCCUCUGAUCUCUGCAGGAAGAAGAAACAGGAAAAAGAUCCAACAUGGAAAAUAUCUCCCAGGAAAACAAAGUCGGGGAGCAGGCCUCAGUGCAGAAUGAAGAUGAAGUUUGCCCUUUAAGAGGCGGUGAAGGCCAGGAGCCUGUAGGAAAUAUUACAGGGGGUUGGGCUCCACCGGUUCAGGAUUUUGGAGGGGAUGUGCCUAACAGGCUUGUCAAUAACAUUGACAUGAUAGAUGGAGACGCAGAUGAUAUGGAACGGUUCAUGGAAGAGAUGAGAGAGCUAAGGAGGAAAAUUAGGGAGCUUCAGUUGAGGUACAGUUUGCGCAUUCUUAUAGGGGAUCCUCCUCACCAUGAUCAUCAUGAUGAGUUUUGCCUUAUGCCUUGAAUCUUGAGGUUAAUAAUCAUAAACCCCUGCUUUCUAAACUUGUAUUUUUGGUGCAAACUUAGUGUGAAUGUUUUGGAGUUCUGCUAUUUCCUGAUUGGGGAUUUCAUCUUGACCUUGUCAUUAUGUUUUUAUGUCAACAGGAGAAUUCUAUCAACUUGCAUGGAAAGAUGUUUAUUACAUACCACCAUAAAGUUAAUAAAGCAUU
Tupaia belangeri chinensis (Chinese tree shrew) is the source of this 913-nucleotide messenger RNA. RefSeq names its product brain expressed X-linked 5 (gene BEX5). The transcript is spliced from 4 exons. Gene Ontology annotation, molecular function: signaling receptor binding. Gene Ontology annotation, cellular component: cytoplasm. Bases 367 to 708 code for a protein of 113 amino acids. Gene Ontology annotation, biological process: signal transduction. Lineage: Eukaryota; Metazoa; Chordata; Mammalia; Scandentia; Tupaiidae. The record is from RefSeq and is a predicted model, not a curated record.